UGGUUGCUGGCGCGCGAAACGAAACGAUCAAUUGCGCGGGAUGACGUCAUUCCAUCCAAUUUGACAAUCGCGACACGGUACCUCUCCAUCAACCAUGCAUGAUCAAAUCAUCAAUUUGGGCCUUGAUAUUACACCACAAUCAUUUCGCGAGUCAUCUUGGUCUUUUGACAUCACGUCAGAACCACCCACGAAUCCCGCUACCUACCUGCGCAUGCUGCAUCAUGAGAACCGCGCUUGUCUUCUUCCUUAUUUCGAGCAUCUUGCUUGGCAACUUCAUCCUCUUCUACUUCCUCGGCAUCCCAAAGCUCUUCAAGCAAUUACUGGAGAAUCACAAGAAGAAGGGAAAAUACGAUGCAAGACAAGAGUGGAUCGAAAUGCAAAGCGAUGUGCACAAGCGUGCUAAGGAGCGAAGGAGAAGGGAGGAGAAGCUGAGGUGGGAACGUAAUGCAGCAAGGAAGAGGACUGGUUUCUAUGCGGAGCUUGAACAAGCGUACGACAAGGCUUGAGAUGCGAACAUUAUUUGUAGUGAUGUGAACAGCGGACUGGAUCAUUGAUUUGCUUGGGGGAAGGUGGAUGCGCUCGUAGCUUCUACCUUCACUUGCAACGACGCGCCCUUAUGAUAGCAUCGGUGGAGGCGAUACACUGCAUCUUUACACACAGCGCCCGCGAUAAAUUCACCAUCGACUGAACUUCUUUAGACAUCACUCGGCAAGAGUCUACCCUAAUAUCCUAAAGCCAGGCAAGCCCUAAGUCAUUGUUUAACCAUCCUGUCACUAAGUAGGAGAUAAAAAUCUAGUGUUGUUUAGCAAUAAGGUUGUCUACCUAGGUUGAUUGAAUCCUAGAGGUGCCCUAGUAGAUAAGAGCGG
Messenger RNA from Didymella exigua CBS 183.55, 866 nucleotides. RefSeq lists its product as uncharacterized. Bases 222 to 506 code for a protein of 94 amino acids. The transcript has a single exon. Lineage: Eukaryota; Fungi; Ascomycota; Dothideomycetes; Pleosporales; Didymellaceae. The record is from RefSeq and is a predicted model, not a curated record.